Manis javanica (Malayan pangolin) is the source of this 1118-nucleotide messenger RNA. Its product is annotated as DiGeorge syndrome critical region gene 6 like. The record is from RefSeq and is a predicted model, not a curated record. Lineage: Eukaryota; Metazoa; Chordata; Mammalia; Pholidota; Manidae.
GAGGCCGCGCCCAGGACUGACGUACCGGGGUGCGCGGCGCGGCGGGCGGGGCGCUGGCGCCAUGGAGCGCUACGCCGGCGCCUUCGAGGAGGCGGUGGACGGGGCCCGUCAGCAGGAGCGGCACUACCAGCUGCUGUCGGCGCUGCAGAGCCUGGUCAAGGAGCUGCCCAGCUCCUUCCAGCAGCGCCUGUCCUACACCACGCUCAGCGACCUGGCCCUGGCGCUGCUCGACGGCACCGUGUUCGAGAUCGUGCAGGGGCUGCUGGAGAUCCAGCACCUCACCGAGAAGAGCCUGUACAACCAGCGCCUGCGCCUGCAGAACGAGCACCGAGUGCUCAGGCAGGCCCUGCGGCAGAAGCACCAGGAAGCCCAGCAGUCCUGCCGGCCCCACAACCUGCCUGUUCUGCAGGCAGCACAGCAGCGCGAGCUGGAGGCGGUGGAGCACCGCAUUCGGGAGGAGCAGCGGGCCAUGGACCAGAAGAUCGUCCUGGAGCUGGACCGGAAGGUGGCGGACCAGCAGAGCACGCUGGAGAAGGCAGGGGUCGCUGGCUUCUAUGUGACCACCAACCCGCAGGAGCUGGCGCUGCAGAUGAACCUACUGGAACUCAUCCGGAAGCUGCAGCACAGGGGCUGCCAGGCGGGGAAGGCGGCCCUGUGACCAGGGCAGGUGGGGUCCCUGCCAGUGACCUGCUGCCCGCCAUGGCUGGGGAGACAGCCCUGUCUCACUGUCAUCGCAGGCAGCACAAAGCCAACCUGUCUUCCUGACGUCUGGCUACCACCUUCUCAGCUGCCUGCAGGAGGUGUCACCCUUCUGAGAGAGGCCAGGUGGAUGCUGGUUACGCCUGCCACCCUGUCUGUUUGGGGUUUUCAUCCAAAGCUAGGAAGGUGUGGGAAAGGGGAGAGCAGGUUCCCCGGAUGGCUGGCUGCCCCAGAGCCGGGCAGAGUGCGGCGGGAGGGCCUGGCGCCUUCUCCCUCCUCGGGGCACAUCCCAGCCUCUGCCAUCCCCAGCUUCAAGCUUGUUCUGGUUUGGCCCCACCUUGGCAGGGGUAGCUGAGCGGGAGAGGGUCCAAGGCCCGAGCGUGUGACCCAGAGAAGUAAAGACACCUCAGUAUGGUCUG